AUGACUGCUCGCGAAACUCCUUGGCAAGAUAUUGCCGAGGCUAAACGUAAGGCUAUCAGUGACUCAAUACCAAAAGAAUGGCGACUAGCCAGUGUCCCCUCGAUAGAAGAACAACGAGAUGUAACCGAGUCAUCUGUAAAAACACAUCUGUCUCGGCGCGAGAUCCAGAUUACUGAGACGGAUGCUUCAGGCAUUGUCCAGAAGACAACGAACGGUGAAUGGAAGGUUGUGGAAGUAACGAAAGCAUUCUGCCAUCGUGCAGCUCUUGCUCAGCAGCUUGUGAAUUGCUUGCAUGAGAUGUUCUUUGAUGCGGCUGUAUCAGACGCUACGCGAUUAGAUGAAUACUAUGCCAGUAAUAAAAAACCAAUCGGGCCGCUGCAUGGAUUGCCAAUCAGUUUAAAGGAUCAAUUUCACGUCAAAGGUGUUGAGACCUCCAUGGCUUACGUAGGGUGGAUUGGCACCUUUGAGGGAAAAAAGGGCACGGGACAAGAAAAGCUCUUCGAAAGUGAGUUGGUCAAAGAGCUCCGGGCUCUAGGUGCAGUGCUCUACUGCAAAACAAGCGUACCCCAAUCCCUCAUGUUUGGCGAGACUGUCAACAAUAUCAUUGGCACCACUACCAAUCCUAAGAACCGAGAAUUAUCAAGCGGAGGCAGCUCGGGUGGCGAGGGCGCACUCAUGGGCUUAUACGGCUCCCCGUUAGGUUUUGGUACAGAUAUUGGCGGCAGCAUCAGGAUUCCAGCAAGCUUCAACGGCCUGUAUGGUAUCAGGCCUUCGUUUGGUCGCUUGCCGUAUGAUGGCAUGGCCAACAGCAUAGAUGGACAAACGAGUGUACUUUCAGUCAAUGGCCCGAUAUCCCACUCCCCUGUAUCACUGAAAUUAGCCUUCAAGGCAUUGUUGAGCCAACAGCCCUGGUUGCGAGACCCACUCUGCUUGGAGCUGCCUUGGCGUGAUGAACAAGCGGCGAAAGUUUCCGAACAAUUCGCUUUUGGCGUCUUGAAGUUCGAUGGCACAGUGACACCACAUCCACCUGUGCGUAGGGCGAUAGACACGGUAGUCAAGGCUCUCGAACAGCAAGGACACCAAAUCUUUGAAUGGCGCCCCCCAGCCCACUCACGAGGUACUUCUCUCUGCGGCAAAGCAUACGUCUAUGAUGGAGGUCAUGAUAUCCACAAGAAUCUUAGGCUUUCUGGCGAGCCAGCUCUGCCUCAGAUUGUAGGGUCUUACGGCAAGGAUGAACCCAACAAGCAAGCCGACGCUACUGCAAUCGCAGCGAACAACGUCGCAAAACGCUCAUUCCAAAAGGAGUACCUUGACUACUGGAACAGCACAUCCACACAAAGUGGGACAGGUCAGCCUGCGGAUGCCUUCAUUAUGCCAAUCGCGCCAUUUGCGGCGGCAAGACAUGGCCGAUAUAGAUACUACGGAUACACAACAAUCAUCAAUACGUUGGACUACACCGCAUGUGCAAUACCAGUCACAAAUAUCGACAAGAAUAUCGAUCGUAUCGACGAGAACUUUCAGCCACUGAGCGAUCUUGACAAGCAAGUUCAUGAAGACUAUGAUCCCGAGAUUUACGAUGGCGCUCAUGUGGGCGUCCAGCUUGUUGGCCGAAGAUUCCAAGAAGAGAAGGUGCUGGCUUUAACGGAAUUGAUUGGCAAUGCUUUGAAGACGUCCGAAGAUGGUGAGCAAGCGAAGCUCUAG
Molecule: messenger RNA, 1701 nt
Organism: Bacidia gigantensis
Lineage: Eukaryota; Fungi; Ascomycota; Lecanoromycetes; Lecanorales; Ramalinaceae
Exons: 3
Coding region: 1-1701 (566 amino acids)
Source: RefSeq, a predicted model, not a curated record